This is a messenger RNA of Trachymyrmex cornetzi, 1075 nucleotides long. RefSeq lists its product as uncharacterized. The transcript has 4 exons. Gene Ontology annotation, cellular component: Shu complex. Gene Ontology annotation, biological process: double-strand break repair via homologous recombination. Gene Ontology annotation, molecular function: single-stranded DNA binding. Bases 289 to 924 code for a protein of 211 amino acids. NCBI's taxonomy places the organism in Eukaryota, Metazoa, Arthropoda, Insecta, Hymenoptera, Formicidae. The record is from RefSeq and is a predicted model, not a curated record.
GCCUGCAGUUCUCUCCCUUGCAGCUGAGCAUAUGUCAAAUUUUCACUUUUCAUUCUUCAACCAACGUACGUACUUACAAGUACCGUGUAAUAAUUAAAUUAUGAAAUUGUAUAACAUUGACUGUAACGACUGAAGUAGAAACAGCUAGCAAAGAAAAAUAGUACGCGCGGUAGGAGUGAGGUUAGACUAUUUCGAAUAAUAACGAAUAUCUUGUCGAGUCGCGAGCAGUCGCGAAUAAAGCAGUUGCAACUCACGAGUCACAAUCAGCAGGGUUACACAUUAACAGUUAUGUUUUCGAAAAGUGUCAAGACAACGCUGUUGUGCGGCCCGAAAGACUUGAGUAAAUCUUUUAUGUUUGAGGCUGCGACGUAUUGGGCGGAGGAGGGACAACGGGUCGUUUACAUUACCCCGAUACCUCUAGAAAAACGACCGGCGGCUUGUCAUGACAGAAGAAAUCCAUCAGUCACCGCGCUCAAACUAAUGAGAUUCAUAUAUUUGUUGGAUUACGAAGCUCUCGUGGAACAACUUUUUAAACUGCACACCUAUGCAGCAGUACCUUCUGUGCUUUUGAUAGAUGACUUGGAUGAUUAUCUCUUGAGUGACAAAACUCCUGGAGAUGAUAAUUCAAGGUCGCGUAUCGCCAGAAUUUGCGCUUUGAUACUCCAUUCGAUGAAGUCGUGUUCACGAAUUUUAAAAAAGAAUGUACAUGUGUGCGUAUGGACCAGUUCUAGCCUCACCAAUAACUUUAUUCAGACAAUUUACUUUCGCAAUAUCUGGAAUUUAACGGAGAAGGAAGAUGGAAAAGUGAUUUUGGUGGAAAGGUGUUCCAUUAGAUCAUCGUUAGAACAAUCGUACAUAUAUCAUAAAUUCCAAGAUGGGAUGCGAGUUCUUCAACAAAUAUUAGGCGAUUCAGUGGAGGCUUAAUGAUAUUUUUACUAGGAAUGCGCCGGAUCGUAAAAUUACCGAUUAUCGGAUAUCUGGACAGAAUGUAUCAUCGAAUAUUCAAGAAGGCAAUUUCUUCGAGUCCGAUAUCCGACCGGAGAUUCCGAAAAAGUGUCUUCUAAAAAAAAUUCUA